AUGGUAUAUAAGUUUCGGAAUCCAAGGAUUGGGUUUCGGGAUAUUUCACAUAUAACGAGAAGACAGAGACAAAGUGAAAAACUAUGGUGGAACAAAGAAAUAGAAGCACUCGCAGAAGAGAAAAGGCAAGCUUAUAUCAUUAUCAGGCUGAGCAGUAAACAACAAAAAGAUAGAGAUGAAUACCUGGAACUCAAAAGAAUAACAAGAAGAACAACAGUAAAAGCAAAAAGAGAAAUGUGGGAUAAGAAGUGCCAGGAAAUUAAUACCUACCUGGGAGGCAGAAAAUGUACAGAAACAUGGAAGUUCCUCAGUAAAAUAAGAACUAACGAAAGGAAAAACAAACAUCCGAUUAAUAUCCACACAAAAAUGGAAAAAGUACUAUGGGGAACUACUAACAGAAAAUAG
Diabrotica balteata is the source of this 405-nucleotide messenger RNA. Lineage: Eukaryota; Metazoa; Arthropoda; Insecta; Coleoptera; Chrysomelidae. The record is from the annotation of a GenBank genome assembly.